Molecule: messenger RNA, 822 nt
Organism: Acaulospora morrowiae
Lineage: Eukaryota; Fungi; Glomeromycota; Glomeromycetes; Diversisporales; Acaulosporaceae
Source: the annotation of a GenBank genome assembly
AUGGCCGGUAAUACAAAUGAUUAUACCGUUUCGGACUCAUACAUUAUCCAAACCUCUGAGAAUGAUAGCGAUCUGGAGUUAUUGCUCCAUUAUGUUUCCAAGUUGGUCAUGAAAGGAAAUAUCACCAGUCCCAUUAAAAGAUCAAACUUAAAGACCUGCUUGGAUAUUGGCUAUGGAGGAGGAUCGUGGAUGAUGGAAAUGGCCACCGAUUACCCAGAUUGCCAAUUUUACGGCAUCGACCUGGACCCAGGCACACCGGAUUUGGUUUAUCCGAACAAUUGUAUUUUCCAGAAAGGAGAUUACUUGAAGUCAUUACCGUAUCCCGAAAACACCUUUGACUUGCUCCACGUCAGAGCAACAUUGCUUUGGCUUGACUUUGAAAGUUUCAAGAAUCUUCUGAAGGAAGCGGUGCGGGUAACUAAAAAAGGUGGUUUCAUAGAAUUCCUGGAGCAAGAUAUUGAAACCACCAACACCGGUCCUAUUUUAACUUCUUACAUCGACACUUGGAGAGAGAUUCAGAUGUCAAAAAACAUCGACGGAAAUUUAAUGAGCAAGAUGGAAACCUUGUUGGCCGAACAAGGAUUUGGGAACAUCAAAAUAAACAAUUGUCAUAUUCCCAUAGGAAAAUGGGCUGGAUUCGUUGGAGAGUUUUUCCUGUCGGCAUUUGAGCUAUUCGUCCUGCACACGGCCUCUCUUACAUACGAGAGUUUAAACCUUAGGAAUGAGAGUGAUUGCGCCCAACUGGUUCAAGAACUCAGUGCCGAGUGUGAGCAAUACAAGCCCCAAGCUAACCUCUAUUUUGGGUUUGCUCAAAAAUUGUGA